CUUCGAUUAUCGCCCUUGUUAGCAAUCACCUGCUCCGAGAAUUCACGAGAAAAAACUGUUGUAGCAACAAACGCUGGCGGGGAACCUGAAUUUUAGAGUUUCUGAAUAAGAUUGUACAGGUAACAUCAAAGAUGUCAGACAUCCAUUCAACAGCUUACAGAUAUGAUGCAGUGUGUACAGAAUUGAGCAGACAACCACAUCCUUACAUUUUGAAAAUGUUUGAAAGGGAAAAAGAAGACACUGUAUUACGAAAGAAAACUGGUGGUGGUAGAGUUGGUUCAGGUAGAAAAAGUAUAAGUACUGACAGUGAUUUCAAAGACCAGAUGCACUUGUAUUUGGCUGGAAACAAUAACUUGUUGACAGAUAAACGUAUAGAGGACCCAGACUGUGAAGCAUUGUACAAAACUCUGCAAAACAACAGCUAUGUGACCAGUCUAGAUCUUCGCUAUAAUCUUAUCACAGAUGAAGGAGCAAAGUUUAUUGCUAAACUCAUUGAGGAAACAACAAAGCUAACAGACCUGAAUUUAAUGUGUAAUGAGAUUGGAGCAGUAGGAGCUGAACAUAUAGCAAAGGCAUUAUUGAAAAAUGAAUCCUUGAAAACACUAAGAAUGACAGGAAAUAAAAUGGGAAACAAGGGAGGAAUGUGGUUUGCCCAAGCUCUCCAAGUCAAUACUACACUAGAGGCACUAGAUGUUGCAGACACAGAUUUAACCAUUGAGAGCAUCAUUGCUAUAUCUACAGUACUAUAUAACAACAAAACUCUGAAGGCACUGAACAUCAACAGACCUAUUCUAUUCUCACAUCAAGAAGAAACCACUGUUCAUUUUGCUGAAAUGCUGAAGGUUAAUACAACAUUAAAAGAGGUUCAUUUCCAGAAGUAUGAUAUGAGGGACUUUGGAAUGACUAGACUUGCAGAAAACCUGAUGCAUAAUGAUACUCUAACAUAUUUGGAUCUUAGUUGCAAUAGAAUAACAAGAGAUGGAAUUAAUGAAUUGUCAAAAGUAUUAGAGAAGAAUACUGCUAUUGAAGUGUUAGACUUGGGGUAUAACAGAUUGGAAGAUGAUGGAGCCAUACAUAUAGCCAAUGCUCUUGCUUCUCUGAACACCAACCUUAAAACUUUAGUUGUGACCAGUAACAACAUUGGAAGUAAAGGACUGUGUGCCCUGGCUGAUGCAAUGAAGACCAACACAACAUUAACUAAUAUCUAUAUUUGGGGAAAUAAGCUAGAGGAACCAGCAGCAAUCGCCUUUGCUAAUUUGAUAGACAAUGGUAGACUGAGCAAAGAGAACACAGAUGUACAGGCUUAUGUUGUAGAUGGCGCCACUAAACUUUGUGAACUCAGUCAUCAAAUAAGCCGCCAUACUUACUUUGCACCAAGUUAUGGGGAUGAUGUGCCGUCAUGGCAGCCAAGAGGCAAAAAUCCAAGAGGAUCUGAUGUCGUUGUUAUGAAAAAUUUGACAGUUUAUUAACAAUCAUUUUACUUUUGUGUUCCAUUGAUAGUGUUUCAAAUUUUCACAACUGAAACGAAAAGGUGAUGUUUUUUUUGAAAAAAAAUGUUGUUUUAGUAGUCCGCUUUAACAGAAAGACAUGAGAAACAAAACUGUAUAUUUUUACUGAUUAUAAUCAUAUUAACUUAUUACAAGAUUCUCAAUGAAUUCUGUUGAAUAGUUUAUUAUUACUUGAAUAUCUAAAUGAUUCAGAGGUUUGAUUUUAGAAACUGGUGAUUUAUUUACUUCCAAGGUUCUCUCAGAAAAAGAGCAAUACUGUCAGCAACAUGUGUCUCUUUUCAUUAUUAUUUUUUUGUUAAGGUAUACUGUGAUAUUUUCAUUAUAUAAAUCAUUUGUUUAUAAUGCAUUCUCAUUAAAAUAUUUUAUUUAA
Messenger RNA from Mytilus trossulus (common blue mussel), 1878 nucleotides. Its product is annotated as leucine-rich repeat-containing protein 34-like. NCBI's taxonomy places the organism in Eukaryota, Metazoa, Mollusca, Bivalvia, Mytilida, Mytilidae. The transcript has 12 exons. Gene Ontology annotation, molecular function: protein binding. The coding region runs from base 132 to 1469 and encodes 445 amino acids. The record is from RefSeq and is a predicted model, not a curated record.